AGUGUUUAAUGAGAUUAUACUUGUAUAUAUCUGGAGAUGGCAGAAAGGCACUAUUAACUACUCCUACAGCAUGUGUCUUUUUGUGGGAGAGCACAGAACAUGAAAAUACAUCAUCUUGUAAAAGUUCUUCUUCUGGGCGUUGGACACAAAUUUUGCCUGAUGAAUCAGUCUUGUUGCCUUCUACUGAAGAAAAAGAAAUUGGAGUGCAUGCUGCCUUUAUACAAAAUGAGGUACUGGGUGAUUGCUGCCUGUGCUCUUUUGUGUUUUACUCUGGUGAAUGUUUGGUGCUCACAUUUUUGAUUCUUCGAUGGCAUGAAAAUAGCUUUAAAUAUGUUAGUCCUUUGCCAUACCAGAUCCACUGGGUGCAGCAGACUUGUUCUCUUGUUGAUUUGGUUCCUCGGUGUGCGUCUGUAAAGUCAAGAGGAGCUUUGCUAUGCGCGUUUGCAAGAGAUGGACUCCUACUUGCAGUAGCUGUUAAUCAAACUGAUCCAAAGGCAACUCAGAUUUUGUUUAUAAACACAUUGAAUUUUGUAACUGUUUCGGCUAGCCUUAAAGGUUGUAGUAGCAAGAAUAGCAUGGUCCCAUCCAAGUUUAUCAGAUCUUACUGGGUUGGAGAUAUGAGUUGGACUCCUAAUAGCCUUUUCUUGGCUUGCAUGUUAAAACGUGGAUCUUUGAUUUUAUUGACAUGUAUGGGUGAAUUGCUGACUUUGAUUACUUCUGGCUGCUCUGUAGAAUUUGGACCAGCAGAGUUCAUUCCAUUUCAUCCACUAAUAACAUGCAGACAGCAGCAGUCUUUUUGUCAAGACUCUAGUCAGUCUCUUGGUUCUUCAGCUUCUGAAAGUGACUUUAUGAGGCAGAGAUUCUCUGUUGCUUCACAUUCAAGAUUACCCUACCUCAUUGUCUCUGAUGGAUACAUGAUAACAGUGCUUAGAUUUCCUAACAAUCUUGCGCCAUCAGGAUUUAUAAGAUCCCUUUUGCUUGAUUCAACCCAACGGCUUGAAAAUAUUCGUCAGAAUUUGCUGAACUCCAAGCCUAAAGGGAGACCUCCGUGUUUACGAUCACUGUUGUCAUUAAAAGCUAGUCUUUUAAAACAUGCUCAAAACCAAAUUUCCGGCUUUUCUACCAUUCCGAAAUUCCUGGAAGAGGACACAACAGAAAUGAGUGAGAAACCCAUGGAUUUACUGGAUUAUGAAGAAGAAUCAGAUGAUGAAAAGCAGUUUUGCAAUAGCCCUUCCAGCUUCUAUAGCCAAAGAAUCCGUUCAUUUCUUGGUAAAGCUGAUGAAGGCCACCUAGAAUUUGCAUCAAUGUUUGAUACUAUCCAUGCAAAAGACAAUGCUGAAGAGAAAGAUAAAUUAUCAGUGGAACUAUAUUCAGUUCAGAAAAACCUCCUUGCUGCAUGGCAGAUAGGGAUUUCAAAAAACAUAGAAGAGAAAGAUACGUUGCUGAAUUACACAGUGAACUGCAUUACCCAUUCUUUCAACAUUCUUCAGUUUGUGAAAUGUUCUUUGCUAAACCAGGAUACAUCUUUAAACAAGUCUGUGAAGAAUACUCACUGGAUGCAUUGUGUCCUAAAAUAUUUUCAGCAGUGUUUAACUGUCUUGUACUGGCAUUCAAGAGCCAGUCUGACUGGGCACGUCGCAAAGCUGACAUUACAAACUUUAAAACUGAUGCUUACACAGCAACAAGAUCAGUUGUUCUCAAAACACCUUUUGGCAUGCUUCUGUCUUUUAAAAAUGGUUUCUCACACCCUGAGUAGCGUGUGCAUACUACAGUAUGAGAAUUUUUUUGCAUCUCCUCGUGGUAAUAGUCUCGUGGAACUUGACUCCCUCAUUGUGCCUAUUUUCCUAGCUCUUGAUGACAGUAAUACUCAGCAAUUCAGCUCACUGAAAUCAUUGCUUAGAGAGCCUCCUCGAGCAGUAAAUCAUGAUGCAAAAACAGAAAAAAGGUUGAUUGUACUAUGGCGAUUAUUGUAUAAGAAAGUGGUUUGGUAUCAGAUGCAGUUGAACAGAAAAGUGAACAAGAAUGCAGAAGAAGAGUCUGUUGUCUCGUCACUUUUAGGUCACAUACAAGCCACCCUUCAGUCUUCAGGAAUGACCUUAGAGCAACAUUUGAAGAUUAAUUCUGUAUCUGGUGAGGAGAAGUUCCUUUUAGGCUCAUACAGGGAAUCUGUGGACAUUUGGAAAAGAUCUCUUUGCGAAGUCAAGGCAAAAGGAGGAAAAAGAACAUGUUUUCUUCAGAGUAGAUAUUAUCUUGCAAUAUUAUUUUGCCACCUGUAUCAUUAUAACUUGUGUGAGGCUCAGGGACUUUGUGAUCAUCUGGUAGCAGAGAUUCUAAGACGAUCACAGCUCUCAGGGAGUCAGAUGGAAAAAUUUUCUGGUAUGUAUUUUCAGCAUGAACUAUGGAUGGUAACAGAUGUUCAUACUGAAACUGCUAUGGCUGUGAUUCGAUCCAUGGCACGAUUCAUGGCCGCUUAUUUCACAAAUCAGCUGCUCUAUAUCUUCCCCCCACACAAUGUUGACAUCCUGCACCCGCUACACAUCAAACAAGACUUAUCUCCUCGUAUUAUUCCGCUACAACACUGUUUGGUUACCAGAGCUGUCAGGGACCAGAACCUUUCAUCUGUGUGGACAGCUGAAUAUGCUCUUGAUUUGUUCUUUAUUGGCGGACUCAUUCCAGAGGCUGUGUGGUUAACACACAGACUUGGGAACUGGAAACUGUCUGUUUCAAUUGGUGUGGCCUACCAGCUGUAUUGUCAGAACUCUGAUGAAUUCUCAAGACUGAAAAACAGAGAGUGUCACCUGCCAUUAAGCUUAUCACCAAUGCAGACUUUUCAGGAAAAGUUGCAAUCUUUAUUAGGACAGCCAGUUACUUCUGAAACAUCAGGAUGUAUUAAAUACAAGCAGUUUACAGAUCCCGUUGAAGAAGAAGAUGCAAAUGUUCUUUAUAGUUCAAUACAGGAACUACUGAAAGCAGCUGUUAUGGCAGAUGCUGAUAUCCUCUCAGAGACAUUUCAGCUUUUGAUGGAUUCUGCCAAGGAUCUUAGCAGAAAAUUGUAUGGUUUAGUUCCAGAUGGGCUUUAUCUUCCAGCACCACCAUUAUACUGUCCUCAGCCAGCUUCUCUCAGUGAAGAAGACUGUAAUGACAUUCUUUUAAAAAUUGAGAGAGAAAGUCGUCAGAAAGUGUCAGGAGUCCUUCAGCGAAUUAUCUUGCUCCUCCGGGCUGCUCGUUGUUCCUGCCCUGCAGCACAGUGGUAUAUUGCACAACUGAAGUGGGCAAGAAAAGUUAUGCAAAAAAUUCGAAUGAAAGGAUCUCUUCCUUCACUGAGUCCAAUCCCAGAGACUUUGCUUCGUUACUCCAAUUUCCGCACUGUUUUCUAUAGAUCUACAUCUUCUGGAGACCAUCAGUUUGAUGAUAUUACAUGUAAAAUUUUAGGUUGGUUCAGAGAGCUAUGUGCAUUGUGUUGGAUGUUUCACGUUCGUGAAAGAUUAUCUGACAGCUGUAGGCAGUACCAAACUGCAAGGGAAAAUAUUAACAAUCAGAAGGAUCUGAAGAAGAAUGAAUACGAUGCCUCCACAGUUGAGCAUUGUCUGAAUGCAGUGGAGUGGGCUUGUCGAAUGCUUCCUUUCUGCAGAUUCAUGAAUGUUGAAGAAUUAAUUCAAGAUGUAAUUUUAAGUCUGCUUGGAGAAUUGCCACCAGUGAAAAAGGUGGCAGAGAUUUUUGUAAAAGCAUUUCCUAAUCCUGAAGAUAUAAGGGUUCCACUAAGAGAUAAAUAUCAUGGUCUUCAGCAGCGACUCAGACACAGUAUUGUUAAAGGUUCUGAAAGUGAAUAAAAGAUGUCAAUUAUUAUACAAGCUACUGAAAAAGUGAGAAUGAAGGCCUUGAGACGUGUAAUAAGGAACAUAGGCCCCAUAGAAACUAAUAUUUGGGAGCCAGCAGAAGAGGGAGCAGCAGAUGAUGAGGAGCACUGUUAUGACAGAUUCUCAUUAGGCACUAGUUUAAGCAGAAGCACACUUACUGAUCUUGGGAAUUCUCAGGUAUAUAGUGAUGCUGACACAGCAGAUACACUUUCUGAUACUUUGCUUACUGAAGGAACGAGUGCUCGAACACCUUCACUCCAAAGGUAUGGAAAAAAUGGCAGCAGAAAGCUUUCUAUUUAAAAAAAAAAAGAAAAAAAAAGAAAAAACAAAAAUGCCACAUGCAAGAUGAAAGUUCUUAACUGGAAAACAGAACAUAAAGACAAAGUACAUGGAAAAGACAUGCAUAAUCAAUGUAAUUUGCCUGUAGUUGGUGCAUGGGAAUUUGAACGUGAUGAUGAAGAAUAUGUUAUUUUUUUAGAACUCUUUUUGAGUUAUGUUCUUGAGAGAGACCUGAUAAAGUACAGUGACCUUGGAAUUCCAUUUCUUACUAGCUUUUCUGGACUUCUUCAAGAGCAUGAAUUAAACUCUCUCUUUUUUGAUGUUCAUACAACACUGAAACGUCGACAAGGCAAAACUAAAAGCCAGAGUGUGUUUAGAGCAGGGUCUUUCUAUACUGUCACCCUGGCAUCUUGCAGUCCUGAAACAGUGUCUGUCUAUAAUGAAAACCAAAAUAUUUUGGAAAAUCCAACCAUUGUACGAUCCAUUGUACAGACAACAGAACCUUCUGUGCAUAACCUAAUGAAAGGACUUAAUGAAGGAUUAUUUGGUUUAAAACACAAGUCAAUUUACCGAGCUCAGAGUGACAAUCAAGGAGUCACCUUUGCACCAGCAAGCCAGACCUUUUCUAACCAUACUUUCUCUAGCCUGCAAGCCCAGGCAACUUCUAAAUACGUUUACAAAACUGUUGAUAUAGUUGAUAUUGUACCAGGAGAAGAACUAGCUAUAGAAUUGAUGGGUAAAUUGAGCAAUAUUGCAAAAUUGCUUGAGUGGAUGAUCAGAUGGUCUGAUAAAAGACUGCUCUGUGGUUCCAAUAAACAAGAUUCCUUAGAAGAGAUUCUCCCAAUGAUACAUGUGAAAACAUCAGCAGCUGCUGUCCUUACUUCUUUAUGGCUGUUAGAACAGUUAUACAGAGAUGGAUCUCAAGCAAAGAGCAUAAAAUUCAAGAGUAUGGAUAAUCAAUAUCUGAAAGAAUUUGCACCUCUACCAGAAGCCCAGUCUAGGACAGAGAAAGAAAAUAGUAUGGAUGAAGAGUCUUCCAUGGUGGCCAGUCCCCCACUUGAUGUUCAGAGUGCACAAGCCUAUGAUAAUCUUUGUGAAACUGAUUUUGGAAUGUCUACAAAGUCAAAAUAUUUUGAUAAGAAGGAAAUGAAUCAUGGGAAUGAUUCUGUACCUUGUAUGACUGAAGAUCUUAAUGAAGUGGGACCGUUUGUUCAGGAGGAGUUAGAUGUAACAUCAGAAAGUGGAGAGUUCUUUGAGGAGCCGUACGAAACUCCGAAGAGCUCAAACAGCUCUGUCAAAGUCAAACCUGUAGAACACCAAAGAGGAAAGCACGUCUCCAUUUCAGAUGUAUAUAGUCCUCAGGAAGACCAAAAGAUGGAAAAAACAAAGGAAGGAAAGGGUGAACAGAAUGCCAUGACUGAGGUUGUUACUAGCACCGUUUCUCAGUCAUUCUCUUUUGAACAAGGUGUAGAAGUUCCCAGUAAUGUAGAGAUUUCUCUAAGUGAUGGUCAGCCUUCUCAGACUGUUGGGUCAACUAUGUCAAGUGUUGCCUCCGAUACUUCCAUUUGUGCAAAGAAGCAAGAAGUCAAGAAAGAAGUCCCUGCAGAAGAGAAGCUAAACACAUCAGAAACUGUCAGGCAGAUGCUCCAAGAUGAAAUGUUUAAGUUAGUUCAGCUACAGCAAAUCAACUUCAUGAGUUUAAUGCAAAUAGUGCAGUCAUCCUUUUCCAACCUGCCAAAUGUGCAACAGUAUCAGUCGGAUCACCUGGACCGAAGCCAGCCUGCACACACUGUGGUAGGCAGUGGCUCUCUGAAAACACAGCUGCGCACUCAAGAAGAUAAAGGAAAACCUGGUCAAAAGAGCUUUGAUUUUCAACCAAGGAAUGGUUUAAGAGAUGAAAGCAACAGUGGCCAUGUAAAAAAUCACGUGGAUGUGAAUGUUUCUUUAAGUCUAUUAGAAAGCCACAGCAGAGAAACAGGGCUUACGCCACCGUCUCAAGAGUUGCAUUCUUCAGCACCUGCUAAACCACUUCAUCUUCUAGCUCCUUCCUCAGACAUCCAGAAAACAGCCAAGCUUAUCCCUAUUGAAAAAAAGAUUAAUUACUCAAAUGGAUUUCCUUUGCUUAAGCUUGAAUCAGGCUAUGUUUUCAAAACGGCAUUUUUACAUCCAGUAGAAAUGUCAUCAGCUUUUGCUAGGCCACCCCCAGUACCACGAGUAGCUUGGAGUUCGUCAGAUUCCUUAUGGAACCAUCAGUCAUCACACACACCAAGAAAGAGUAAGUCAACAGCAGAUUUGAACGUGCGUAGAUAUGACCCUGAGAUCCCAAAGCAAAUACAUGAGGAAGAGAAAAGAUGGGCAGAAACUGUGCGUAAGGGACCUCCCAAACACCUGAAUCUAGACCAGUAUGAAGGACAGCAAGAAGUUUCACCUCGGCAGCAGUUCUCUGCAAAUGUGAAUAUGGGCAAAGCACUGAUCACUCAGAACCUGGCUGGUAUUCCACUGUUGCACUUGCAACUUGACCCAGUACCUAGACUUGCAUCAGUUCUAAGACAGCCAAUCCCUACUACUUUAAUACCUGUUAAACCUGCAACAAAGGAGACUGACUGCAGAGAAACACUACAGCACACAGGAAUAUCAUUACUCCAUGCUAAUUUACAUCAAAAAAAGAAGGCACCAAAACUCAUUCCACUUCAAGAUCUCAUUGCAUUUGAGCAACGCCAUCAGCAUCAUACUGUGCCCAGUACUUCCUUUGGACAAGACCAAACUGAACCUAUCCAGUUACUAAAAACUGAUGUUGAACCAUUUGAACUAAGAGAUGUGCGGAGUAAUAGAAAAAGACAAAAGAGGCGUGAUAACAAACAAAUGAAAGAGAAGGAGGAAAAGAAGAAACCAAGUGUGUCCUUCUGCCCAGAUGACUCCAUCAUCAGUAUUAGUGACACAGUGAUGGUUGUUGAAUCAGGAACUGGGACACCUAUUGUGUAUGAUCACAUUUUAGACACAAUGGGGGAAGCAGUUACUACUUCAGCAGACCUACAUUACAUGGCUUCUACAGGAAAAAAACUAGCAGAAACUCAAGAUGAAACUCAAGAUGCAAGUACAAAUACUCACCCAGAAUCAUCUAGUGCCUCUGAGAUACUACCACCAGACAUGUAUUUAAACCUGAGAUUCCCCACUGAAGUGAAUGAGAGACCUUUACCACCCUUUCUGUCAGAUGCACCUGAUUUGAGUGAACAUGAAUAUAUCAGUGUGAUUGACAUUGAAGACAGUGACAUCCUUAAAAAUUUACCCACGAUACCUGAGUCUGCAGAAGAGAUAGCUACUACACAGCAAAAUGAGAAGUUUGAAAUUCCAUCUACUGCAAAACUUCAUCACAUGACAGCUUCUGUUACUAAUGCAAUUCCACCUGAGGUGCCUCAGAAGAAAGACUAUCAUCUGAAAAAUGCAUCAAGCCAAGUGCAAAAGGAAGAUAAGAAGUCAGAUUCUGCUAGAGACAGUGUAACUUGGAACAUAGUACUUGAAGAUGACAGAACUUUUCCUUCUUCAGGGCUUCCAUCCAAAGUAAUUGGCAAAGAAUACUUUUCCACAAAGCAGCAGGAAAUGGAUAUGCAAUUAGAGACACUACAGAACAUAACAGAAAAUAUGGAGGAGGAUUUCAGAAAUACCAAACUGCUAGUGAAAAUAAUAGAAGAUUUUGAAAUGGCUGCCAAUUCAGACCCUGGUGCUCAUCCUUCAUUCUCUGAAGAUGCUAGAAUCAUUGAUGAUGAACAUGAUUUGAAGGGCAUGAUUUUUGAAGAUGUUACAGAUGAUGAAAAGGAGGGCUUAAACUUGGAAUAUCCUGUACCCAAUUAUGCCACGUUGGAAGUAAACUCGCCUGCCUCUGCAGCAUCUGCUUCUAACUUCACUAGUGACAUAAAGCCAUCCUCUGGGUUUCAUGCAUGCAGAGAUCUAUGUGAUAGCUCUUUGGAAGAUCCCCUGCAAAUCACUGGUCUGAGCGGUGUUACUGACAUCAUUAGUGAUCUUGUAGUAGAAGGUGACAUCUCUCCGUCAGAGCUGGGCUUUACAAAAAUACAAGCUAAGAAAAUCUCUAGGGUUCAUGAUUCUGUUGCUGCACGUUCUGAAAAAACAGAAAAGGAGAAGAAAGAGAUACAAGCAUGGAUGAAAAGAAAGCAAAAGGAAAGAAUGAGAGAAUAUGUGAAGAAACUGGAUGAACAAAGACAGAAAGAGCAUAAUCCAUUCAAUCUAAGAAAGAAUGUGCAUUGUAGUCUUACUUCAAAGGAUAUUAAAUUCUUCCAGAAGAAGAAAGAAGAAAAAGACAAAGCCCUGUUAUCUGAACAUCACAGUAUGAGAAUAUCACAAGCACUUUCCCUGAUGAAUGAAAUGUUAUCUGAAACAGUGGUGUUACCUGCAAAUGAACACAGACUAUUGUCCAGGACAAGAUCACCUCAAGAGGACAGAAAAAGGCGUAUGGCAUCUACUAAAGGAGGGCAUCUGAACAGUCCUGUUCUGUCAGAAAGGAGCAGAAUUGCUGCCAGACCCAGCUUUGGUCAAAAAGUACACCGUUUCACCCCAGCUCUUGGUUUAACACAUUCCAGGGCUGCUGAGAACAGAGUCAGCAGAACAUCAAAACAAAAGCCUCCACAUGUUGCCACUGUAGUUCAGACAGAAGGUGUUGAUGAAGAGACUGAUCGAGACAUAGUAAGUCCUUGGACUGUGCCGGAUGAUAUCCAAAGAAUACUUCAAGAUACUCAUGACUCCUUGUUUCAGUCCUCUGCACUGCAUCCUGCGAGUUUCUCUCCUCUCGGCAUUAUUGACACCGAUGGUGUUUCUGAAAGCACGGGAAGUAUCCUCAGCAAACUGGACUGGAAUGCAAUUGAGGCUAUGGUAGCAGAUGUGGAAGACAAGUGA
Molecule: messenger RNA, 9041 nt
Organism: Nipponia nippon (crested ibis)
Lineage: Eukaryota; Metazoa; Chordata; Aves; Pelecaniformes; Threskiornithidae
Source: RefSeq, a predicted model, not a curated record